Molecule: messenger RNA, 5835 nt
Organism: Epinephelus fuscoguttatus (brown-marbled grouper)
Lineage: Eukaryota; Metazoa; Chordata; Actinopteri; Perciformes; Serranidae
Gene: mapk8ip3
Product: mitogen-activated protein kinase 8 interacting protein 3
Exons: 32
Coding region: 728-4618 (1296 amino acids)
Biological process (GO): vesicle-mediated transport
Cellular component (GO): cytoplasm
Molecular function (GO): JUN kinase binding; kinesin binding; signaling receptor complex adaptor activity
Source: RefSeq, a predicted model, not a curated record
UCAAUGCAGACGGUGUGACGUCAGCCAGAGUCGGUCAGCUGGCUCCUCCAUCUGAACAGCAGGGAGAGCCUCUCCCAUAGGGAGACAUCACCAUCAACGCCCGAGCCUGGCCAGCAGCGUCGGCCGCCCGCUGGAAGGGGGAACAAAACAUGGAGGAAACGAUGUCAUAGUGGCGGAUCAGGCAUCGGCGGGGAUCGGGAGCGUUAGAUUAUUUAUUUACCUAUUUAUUAAUUUAUUUAUUUCCCCUGCCAGCAAUGGCCGGGGUCCAUGGCUGCGGCUGCUGAGAGGCAGGUGCAAUAUCAUCGACGAAGGCAUUUCGUUCCUCGGCAUGGGCUCAACGAGGGCCGAUCCACAGGCUGGCCCGCUCCACACCCACUGCUCCCCGGAUCAGAUGCUCUCUGCGGGAGGAGAGCAGUAGCUGGGCCGCGAUACAACGGGCUGGUGGUGGAGGAGGAGGGGGCCCUCUUUACAUCAAAAUAUAAGAGCCAGAAAUUUCAAGGUUAUGCGCCGCUACACACAGCAACAGUUCAGUGUCGUUCAGUGAAUCUGUGCUGUUGCAACAUGGCAUAAGUGUUUUCUUUAUUGGAAGAAAGACUGUGAUUGAAUGUCCCCCUUUUUCUGCGCUGAGUGGAUCCAAACCUUGUGACAGUCUCGCCUUACAGGCCCGAAAAACUGUUUGAGCGCAGCCUCAUCAUCUGGACAACAGAAGCCGGUUCCAGCUGCCAAGAUGAUGGAGCUGCAGAUAGACGAGGUGGUUUACCAGGACGACUACGGCUCCGGCUCCGUCAUGUCGGAGCGGGUGUCCGGUUUGGCCAACAGCAUCUACCGGGAGUUCGAGCGGCUGAUCCGCAGCUAUGACGAGGAGGUGGUGAAGGAGCUGAUGCCGCUGGUGGUGAACGUCUUGGAGAACCUGGACGCGGUGCUGACGGAGAACCAGGAGCACGAAGUGGAGCUGGAGCUGCUGAAGGAGGACAACGAGCAGCUCAUCACCCAGUACGAAAGGGAGAAAGCGCUUCGCAAGCAGGCGGAGGAGAAAUUCAUUGAAUUUGAGGAUGCGUUGGAAGCUGAGAAGAAGGACCUGCAGAUACAGGUGGAGUUUCUGGAGCUGCAGGCGAAACAGCAGGAACUCAAGACAAAGAACUAUUCUGACCAGAUCACUCGGUUGGAAGAACGAGAAUCAGACAUGAAGAAAGAGUACAAUGCUCUGCACCAGCGCCACACCGAGAUGAUCCAGACAUACGUUGAGCACAUAGAGCGGUCCAAAAUGCAGCAGGCGGGCAGCAACAGCCAAUCAGAAGGCCCCGGCUGUGGACGAACCAAAGCGGAGCGCCCGCCUUCAUUGAGCCUGUACCCCAGCGGCGAGGGCAUGGUACGUGGGGGUCUCGGGGGGGCUAGGAUGAUGCCCGGGAAAGACAUCUGGCAGGUCAGCGAGCUCGGCCAGUCCACCUUCUGCUCUGCCUAUCAGGAGGAUGGGUCAGAGUCAGACUCAGUGGCGGCCACACCCAGCAGCACAGGGAGCAAGUCCAACACACCCACCUCCUCCGUCCCCUCCGCCACUGUCACACCCAUCAACGAGGGCUUCCUCCCACAAUCCGAGUUUGAUGGGAUGUGGGCUGGGAACCGCAGGAAAAGUGCCAAGCGGCUCAGCCGGAAUAUGGAGGUGCAGGUUUCCCAGGAAACCAGGAAUGUCAGCAUUGGUAUGGGAAGCAGUGAUGAGUGGUCCGAGUUUCAGGAGAUCAUAGAUUCAACCCCUGACCUGGACAUGUGUGUGGACCCCCGUGUGUACGGAGGGGGAAAUAGUCCCUCCCAAGGCAUUGUGAACGAGGCCUUCGGCAUCAACACCGACUCACUCUACCACGAGAUCAAAGACGCCAAGUCGGACAUCAUCGGAGAUGUAGAUGCAGGCGCAGAGCUGCUAGGCGAGUUCUCAGUCCGUGAUGAUUUCUUCGGGAUGGGUAAGGAGGUGGAGAACCUGCUGACAGAGAACAAACAGCUCCUAGAGACCAAAAAUGCUCUCAACAUAGUGAAAAAUGACCUUAUUGCCAAAGUGGACGAGCUGUCGGGGGAGCAGGAGGUACUGAGGGAGGAGCUGGAGACUGUGAGGCAGUCCAAGAACAAGGUGGAUGCCCGAGUCAAGGAGCUGGAGGAAGAACUCAAGAGGUUAAGAGCAGAGGCUCUUGGUGCAUCUCGGGACUCCAAGGAUGAAGGAGGUGAUGAUUUUUCAUCACCCAUGCAGGACGGCGACAUGACGAUGACGCAGCGGCGGCGGUUCACCCGGGUAGAGAUGGCCCGCGUGCUGAUGGAGAGGAAUCAGUACAAGGAGAGACUGAUGGAGCUGCAGGAGGCCGUACGGUGGACAGAAAUGAUCAGGGCAUCUCGGGAGAGUCCUCAAAUCCAAGAGAAAAAGAAGUCCACCAUCUGGCAGUUCUUUGCACGUCUCUUCAGCUCAUCAUCCAGUCCUCCCCCUGUCAAGCGGCCGUACUACAGCGUCAACAUCCACUACAAGUCACCCUCGCCGGCUGGUUUCUCUCAGCGACGCAGCCACACCAUGUGUCAGAUCUCCACCUCCAACCGCACGCUGGAGUUCUUCCCUGAAGAUGACUCGGCACUGUUGGCCCGCCGAGAGCAGCGGCGUGAACAGUACCGGCAGGUCCGCGAGCACAUGCGCCGCGAUGAUGGCAUCAUGCAGGCCUGUGGCUGGAGUGUGCCAUCUCGCUUCAAACAGACUGGUGGUCAGACGGACAGCGCUCAGGACAGCCCACUGAAGAGACAACAGACCACUAACGAGAAGGAGGACAACCGCAUGAAGAACGUGCCCGUCCCAGUGUACUGUCGUCCUCUGGUAGAGAAGGACCCCAACAGGAAGUUGUGGUGUGCAGCUGGGGUGGACCUGACAGGAUGGAAGGCUAGCAGCCUGGAGUCGGUACCAACCAAAGCACCGCCAGGCAGCAGCGACCCCCUGCACGCUGAGGAGAAUGGAGCUGGGAAGAAGAGCAGCCACAACUCCCCAGAGAAGAGGAAGUCGAAGGAGCUCCAAGAAACGGACACCAUGAGCAGUCGAGUGUGGAUCCUCACCAGCACCCACUCUGCCAGCAAGGUGGUCAUCAUCGACGCCAACCAGCCGGGCUCACUGGUUGACCAGUUCAAUGUCUGCAAUGCCCACGUACUCUGCAUCUCCAGUGUGCCAGCUGCCAGUGAGAGCGACUAUCCAGCUGGAGAGAUCGUGUUAGAUCCUGGUGAUGGUGGAGCAGGGGGCGGGGGCGAGGACACUGGCAGCGUGGAGGGCAUGCUGGCUGGUAUCACUCUUGUCGGUUGUGCCACCAACUGCAGCGUUGCCCGUAGCAACUGCUCCUCACGCACUGACACGCCCAUAAUGGACAAAGGACAAGCCCCCACAGCUCCACCCAUGAAUGGGAAGAUUCACCCUGCCCAGUCAGCCGAGGAGGCCACAGAGGCCACUGAGGUUACUGAGUCAACAGCCAGCCAGGCAGGGCUGAGAUCUGGACCUCCAGGACCGUUUACUGAGCACGUCUUCACCGACCCUCAGCCUCGUCCAGCAGACGCCUCUGACAGGAGCACAGGUCAAUCCAAAGAGGAAACUUCUCAGCCUCCAGAGUCAGAGGAUGGAGGUGAAGAGAGCAAGAACUACACCAGCGUGGCUCCCACUAUGUGGCUCGGGGCCCAGAACGGCUGGCUCUACGUCCACUCUGCAGUUGGAAACUGGAAGAAGUGCCUCCACUCCAUCAAACUCAAAGACUCUGUGCUCAGUCUGGUACAUGUGAAAGGUCGUGUGCUAGUUGCCCUCGCUGAUGGGACCCUCGCCAUAUUCCAUAGAUCAGAAGAUGGCCAGUGGGAUUUGUCAAACUACCAUCUAAUGGACCUUGGUCGACCUCAUCACUCCAUCCGCUGCAUGGCUGUGGUCCAUGACAAGGUUUGGUGCGGCUACAAGAACAAGAUCCACGUCAUCCAGCCCAAGAGCAUGCAGAUCGAGAAGUCCUUCGACGCCCAUCCUCGCAGGGAGAGUCAGGUGCGGCAGCUAGCAUGGAUCGGUGAUGGUGUCUGGGUGUCGAUCCGGCUCGACUCGACCUUGCGUCUCUACCAUGCACACACACACCAGCACCUCCAGGAUGUUGAUAUUGAGCCGUAUGUCAGCAAGAUGCUGGGUACUGGCAAGCUGGGCUUCUCUUUUGUGCGAAUCACAGCACUUCUGAUUGGUGGAAAUCGUCUCUGGGUAGGAACUGGAAACGGCGUGAUCAUCUCCAUCCCUUUAACAGAGACGGUGGUCCUUCACCGGGGACAACUCCUUGGUUUGAGGGCCAAUAAGGUGUCUCCUACAUCGUCUGGCGGAGUGAUCCAUGUGUACGGUGAUGACGGCUCUGAGAAGAGCACUGGCAGCUUCAUCCCCUACUGCUCCAUGGCACAAGCCCAGCUCUGUUUCCAUGGACACCGCGAUGCUGUCAAGUUCUUCGUCUCUGUACCCGGUGAGCCUUCAGGAGAUGGAGAGGAUGAUGAGACAGAGGAAGGAAACAACGGUGGAACUUCGCAGAUAAAACCUGCUUUGUGUAAAGCAGAGCGGAGCCACAUCAUCGUCUGGCAGGUGUCUUACAUACCUGAGUGACACCUGAAUAUGCUUUAACACCCACACCCAAUCAUCUCCUUAAAGAAAUCUCCUCCUGCCCCCCGAAAGCUUCCAGCCACCCAAACCUUGUAAUUAUCCCCGGUCAUGUAAAAGUUCCCCCUUGGCUCUAAAACGACCCUCCAAGCCGUGCAUCGUCCCCCUGUAACUAUUAUAUCCCCUCCUGCCCCGUCACCUUGUAACUUAAAUGCCUUGUAAGUACUUCCUCUGAUCUAGUAAUCUGCCUGCCAUCCUGUUUCUGUCCCACCCAGGGCAUUGUAACUAUCUUCAUGAGCCUUGUAACCCAGCCUCAUAACUACCUCCCUCCUCUGUAUCGAUCUUAUAUUCACCCUGUAAGCACACUGUAUCUCCUUCUAUAUUUACCUCAAUUGUCCUGCAUCUGCCCCAGAGUUACUCCUCCUCCUCUCCCUCCACUUAGUUUGUCAUCUGUGAAGCCUCCACCUCAUCUUAAAGCAAAGCCCCAACUUGCAUAAAAAAACCAACAAGAAUGGCAGGUAAAGAAAUGUGAAUGACAUCACUGACUUGCAUUUCCACCAGAAAUAUUUCUGAUUUUCCCAAUGGCCAAUCAGCGUUCCAUAACCAUUGUACGCCAUAUGUUUAAACAGAGUUAACGGAUGCAGGUGUUUACAGAUCGACGCCGUCUUUGACAGUGUGUGUGAGUGAAAUCCAAUGAGAGCAUACAGAAGUGUUGUUUUGGCUUUAAGAUUGUAGUUGUUGGGAAACGAGUUUGGGUCACAAAGUCGUCAGGUCAAAUUCAGCACAGACGUCUGGGCCUUUUUGGCCAUUACCUUCAAUAUUUCGCAUCCAAUCCUGACGUUGGCUCAUUGUCCACCCUGAUUUUAAGUAAAAACCCCGAUGAGGAAAUGACUGUGUGUAACACACCCCAAAAUCAUAAAUAUCUGGUGCAGCUGCCUGGUGUAAAUCAAAGAGUCAUGUUGGAGUCGUGUGAACAGUCAGAGGGGUUUUGCUCACUGUGUCAAAGGUUCAGUCCGAGACUAAUUUCUCUCAUCUGACUGGCUGUUGAUCAGACGGUUCGUUGUGAAGCAGGUGAACAGUGAUGUGUUGUCAUUAUGUGUACAGGGAUUAUUGUAAAUCUCCAGACACACUGAAGCCCAUCCUCUUUGUUCAGUAUGGAAAUUCAUGCAUUGAUCUCUAUCUGUGUGGAUUAUAUUAAACAUAUUUGUGUGCUGAAAAACGUA